AUAAUAAUAAUAAAUCACAUCAAGAGAGUAGCACAGAAAGCAAGAGGAGGAAGAUAGAAUUCAUACCAGAAGGGAAGUUGCAGCGAAUCCUUGAGAGGAAAGUGAAAAAUGUUGUUAAGCACGUCAAUUCCCGAGUCAUCGUCAUCGGCAGCCACAUUAGUCUCCAGUUUCCUUCACAAACCCACUUCUAGUUCAUGGUCAUCUUCUUUUUCCAAGCUCUCCAUCUCCUUCGACGCCAUUAAAGCACCUUCUCUUUCAACUCACAAUACAAAGUUUUUGAUUAAAGCAGCAGCCUGGACACGAAGAUCUCGAGGAGAAGCUGCAAAAAGAGGGAAUAAGAAAUCAUGGAAGCAAAGAACAGAUAUGUACAUGAGACCUUUUGUUUUGGAUGUUUACUUUUCAAGGAGGUUCAUCCAUGCCAAAGUGAUGCAUCGAGGAACAAGCAAGGUUGUUUCAGCAGCAAGCACUAAUUGCAAGGAUUUAAGGUAUUCAUUACCAUCACCCACUGAUGACAAUGCCUGUAGGAUUAUUGGGAACCUAAUUGCUGAGAGAUGUAAAGAAGCUGAUGUAUUUGCAAUGUCUUAUGAUCCUCCAAGCAUGGAAAGAAUUCAAGACAAAGUUGGAAUUGUUAUUGAUACUAUUAAGGAGAAUGGUAUUAUAUUUGUAUAGACUUCGGUAUCCAUCUUCUCCACACAAAUUGGUCUUCUUUCUACUAUGCUAAUAAUAUAUGCAAAAAAUACUUACAUGAU
Molecule: messenger RNA, 749 nt
Organism: Cucumis sativus (cucumber)
Lineage: Eukaryota; Viridiplantae; Streptophyta; Magnoliopsida; Cucurbitales; Cucurbitaceae
Product: 50S ribosomal protein L18
Exons: 2
Coding region: 109-669 (186 amino acids)
Biological process (GO): translation
Cellular component (GO): ribosome
Molecular function (GO): structural constituent of ribosome; 5S rRNA binding
Source: RefSeq, a predicted model, not a curated record